Molecule: messenger RNA, 1585 nt
Organism: Aplysia californica (California sea hare)
Lineage: Eukaryota; Metazoa; Mollusca; Gastropoda; Aplysiida; Aplysiidae
Product: actin
Source: RefSeq, marked provisional
GGAUCAGAGAAGAACCAUCUCUUAGUACCUUGUGCAUUUGUGCUUUCAGCCAACCUUCCUAACUCAAAAUGUGUGACGACGAUGUUGCCGCUCUUGUCGUGGACAAUGGCUCCGGUAUGUGCAAAGCCGGUUUCGCCGGAGACGAUGCCCCAAGGGCCGUCUUUCCCUCCAUCGUCGGAAGACCCCGUCACCAGGGUGUGAUGGUUGGUAUGGGCCAAAAGGACAGCUAUGUCGGAGAUGAGGCUCAGUCCAAGAGAGGUAUCCUCACUCUCAAGUACCCCAUUGAGCACGGUAUUGUCACCAACUGGGAUGACAUGGAGAAGAUCUGGCAUCACACCUUCUACAAUGAGCUGCGUGUUGCCCCCGAGGAGCACCCCGUCCUUCUCACAGAGGCUCCCCUCAACCCCAAGGCCAACAGAGAGAAGAUGACCCAGAUCAUGUUCGAAACCUUCAACACACCAGCCAUGUACGUCGCCAUCCAGGCUGUCCUGUCCCUGUACGCUUCCGGUCGUACCACAGGUAUUGUGUUGGACUCUGGUGAUGGUGUCACCCACACUGUCCCCAUCUACGAGGGUUAUGCCCUUCCCCACGCCAUCAUGAGAUUGGAUCUCGCUGGCCGUGAUCUCACCGACUACCUCAUGAAGAUCCUGACCGAGAGGGGUUACAGCUUCACCACCACUGCCGAGAGAGAAAUCGUCCGUGACAUCAAGGAGAAGCUGUGCUAUGACGCCCUUGACUUCGAGCAGGAGAUGCAGACCGCUGCCUCAUCCUCUUCCCUGGAGAAGAGCUACGAGCUUCCCGACGGCCAAGUCAUCACCAUUGGCAACGAGCGUUUCAGGUGUCCCGAGGCCAUGUUCCAGCCAUCCUUCCUGGGUAUGGAAUCUGCUGGUGUCCACGAGACCACCUUCAACUCCAUCAUGAAGUGCGACGUGGACAUCCGUAAGGACCUCUACGCCAACACUGUCCUCUCAGGAGGAUCCACCAUGUUCCCUGGCAUCGCCGACCGCAUGCAGAAGGAGAUCGUCGCCCUUGCUCCUCCCACAAUGAAGAUCAAGAUCAUUGCCCCACCAGAGAGGAAAUACUCCGUAUGGAUCGGUGGCUCCAUCCUUGCCUCCCUGUCCACCUUCCAACAGAUGUGGAUCUCCAAGCAAGAGUACGAUGAGUCCGGCCCAUCCAUUGUCCACAGGAAGUGCUUCUAAAUUAAGACCUUAAGACAAUCUAAAACUUUAAGAUCUGAAUAUUCAUGAUGCUGUUAUUAUCCAAUCCUACGCAUAAACACUUUCUUGCUUCUCUUACCCAAAGAUAUUAAGUCUGGAGUCACCAACACCAAGUGCAAGAAAUUUCGUAAGAUUAGAUAAUGAAGCCAGAAUGCUCAAAGAUUUACUUGAUCAGUGCAAUUUGUGGAGCCAAAUGCACAGGGCUUGAAGAUCUAAAGCCUCUCCUUCUAAGGUGCUACAGCUCUGAUCCAGUUCUGAAUAUCUCGAACAUCUCAUUUCAUGAUUACUGCUUUUGUUUAUUACUUACACAUGUACAUUGUUGUUCAACUGUAUUUUUUAUACAAUGUUAAUAAAUUGUCAAAAAUGAA